UGAAAAAGAGCAACAGACGGAGAAGUGUUUCAGGAGUGGAGGAGUGGUGGCAGGGUGACAGAGAGCCAGAGGGGGAACAGGCCCCCUUCCUGGGGAGCUGGCCGGACUGAGCUGGCUGGAAAGAGAGGGCGGAGAGCACGGAGUCAGAAGAGCGGCCACUGGCGCAGUUGCAGCCACUGCAGUGUCUGGGCUGAGCCUGAGGGAGGCGGGGAGGGACGCGCAGGGGCGGCCGCCACUGCUGCCAGGCCACUGGGGUGAGAUGCCGAAGCUGCUGGAUCCUCGCUAACUUUGCCGGGCAGAAGAGGAGAAGGAGGAAGGGGCUUUGAGAGAGUUGGGGGGGGAUGCCGAGAAGCAGUCAGUUCUCUGCACCCACCACCUAACAGCCCUUCGCGUCCGCCCCGGGGGCGGCGAGCUAGGCGGCAGCGCGGCGCGGGCUCGGUGGAGCGGCCCAUGUCCGGCGCGGGCGAAGCCCUGGCUCCCGGGCCCCAGCGCGGGGCCGAGGCGGGCGGCGGCCGGCUGGGGGCCCCAGCCCAGGAAAAAUGUGAUAAAGAAAAUACUGAGAGAAAUAUAACUCAAGCUGCCGAUAGCUGCUUCACACAUGGAAUGAUGCAAGACCAGUCCAUUUGGGGAAAUUGUUCAGAUGAUGAACUCAUCCGAACCCAACCUCAGCGCCUGCCUCAGCUUCAAGCGUCCCUACAGGAGCCAAGUGAGGAGGAAGGUGGCAAGAUAAAGAACGGCCCCACUAGUCUGAGCAACGGAAAUGGAAUUCACCACCACGGGGCCAAAAACGUAUCUGCGGAUAAUCGAAGACUUUCAGCACCUGUUUCUAACAAGAUGCAUAGAAAAAUUCAGUCCAGCUUGUCCGUCAACAGUGAUAUCAGUAAGAAGAGUAAAGUUAAUGCUGUCUUUUCCCAAAAGACAGGCUCUUCACCUGAAGAUUGCUGUGUCCACUGUAUCCUGGCCUGCUUGUUCUGUGAAUUCCUGACCCUCUGCAAUAUUGUCCUGGGCCAAGCUUCGUGUGGCAUCUGCACCUCAGAAGCCUGCUGCUGUUGCUGUGGAGAUGAAAUGGGAGAUGACUGUAACUGCCCUUGUGACAUGGAUUGUGGCAUCAUGGAUGCCUGUUGUGAAUCAUCAGACUGUUUGGAAAUCUGUAUGGAAUGCUGUGGAAUUUGUUUUCCUUCAUAGAUAUUUAUCUUCUGUUGUGUUAAAACUGGAGAGUUUUAAGAUUUUUCUUUUAAGGGGGCAGAAAAGCCCAUGGUAAGAUUCUCAUGAAGCAAGCCAGUAUUUGCACUGUUAACUCAUUAAGUAAUCUCUGAAAGCCUUCUCUAACCAAAUCUACGUGGUUUAAUAUGUGAAAUUUUAACUACUUGUAAACUUCCUAGGUUACAAUGACUGAGGGACAUUUUGACCAAAAAAAAAAAAAAAAAAAAAAAAAAAAGCUAAAUGUCUCCUCCUUUUAUACACAUUUCUAUUUCUUUUAACAAUUCCUAGGAGCCUCUUGCUCCAAACGUAUUAUUUCUCUGUGGGUAUUUAAACCAGACAGUUUAUUUUUGAUGUUUAUCUCUCCAUGGUUCAAAGUAAGCGUUUCUUUCCUUUCAAGUGAACUUUGGGAAACAAACCCACACCGUAGUUGGGCGCCCUGUGCUAAUCUCCGUGCUCUGUUCUCACUUUCUCCACUUGUUCAACAGACAUUGAGCUCCUCCUGUGUAUAAUCGCCUGCUCAGAUGCAGAGACGGAUGCCAUUCAACUCUCAUCUAGAGGAGUGUACAGUUUAACAGAGCAAAGAGACCUGUACAGUAUGAACCAUUCCUCAAGGCAUACUGAAGUGAGGAUUAUGCACGAGAAAGACUGAAAAGGCCCCAGGAAUACACAGAGAACAGCUCUUGUCUACUGGAAUAUGCACAAGGCCUCAAGGAAAAGAUGGUGUUUGAAGAGGCCUUUUAGGAUGAGUGAUCCAUCUAUGGCUUGAACGAAUUAGAUUUAGGACCAAGUUUUAGGUGGGGAGCCUGAACUGUGUCUGUCCUGAAGCAGUCGAAAGAAAAAUGCCUUAAGUAUGUAUUUUCUUUAGUUGCAGGAAUACAGCUUUUUUUUUUUUAAGACUAUCAAAUUUAACUAAAAUUACACAAUAACUUUUUACACAUAAUUUAAAUGUGAUAAAGUUUUUGGCAAGAACAUAAUGAUUUAUUAAAAUAGCUCUAUUUUAUGAAGAACGUGGAAUGCUUUUGACAAAUUGCAUUUAAAUUAGGUGAUUUUUUUAAUACUAAAAUCCCAGUAUUCUGAUUUUGAUUUAUUCAAAAUGUUUGUUUUCUUUUUUUAAUUUUUUAAGAGCUUUAUAGGGAAUUUUUUAAGUCUCUUUAUAGGGAAGGAAGGUUGUUUGUUUUGCUUCAUAACCAAUGUUAUAUUUUAUAAACAGCUCAUCUUAAAUGUAAACCAUUCCUUCCAAAGCCGUGGGAAACUUGACGUCCACUACUGUGACCAGAUUUCACUAUUGCAAUUUUAUGUUAAAUUAAA
This is a messenger RNA of Panthera uncia (snow leopard), 2511 nucleotides long. It is a transcript of the gene MDFIC, whose product is annotated as MyoD family inhibitor domain containing. The record is from RefSeq and is a predicted model, not a curated record. Bases 451 to 1185 code for a protein of 244 amino acids. The transcript has 5 exons. Lineage: Eukaryota; Metazoa; Chordata; Mammalia; Carnivora; Felidae.